UGCAACGAGCUCGUGAAGAGACAAGCCAAUGAGCAGCCGGGUGGUGUUUGAGGGGAUACUGGUCCCAAUCCCGGAGGUUGGAGAGUGUGGACGGUAUUAUCGUUACAAGAACGUAAAGAGACGUUACAACAUUUCUGGUAACUGCAGCUGAUUUAACUGCUGUUUUUUUUGAAGAAGUGUUAUAGGGAUGCAGUCACAGGGAAGCACUUCCAGCCAGCCCUCCUUUGAUUCGCUGAGCUCGAGCGACAGUUUCCUGUUCAGCGAUUCGGAGCAGGCGGAAGAUGAUGCAGACGUCUUCCUGACGGAAAGCUCCCACGCCGUUGCCCUGGGCGACGUGGGCGGGGUCACGGAGGAGGAGGCCGAUAGGCUGGGCCGGCCCGGGUCACAGUGGGAGUGCGACGGCUUCGCCGGCCACUCGGAGGUCAAGGGCUUCCAGGGGUCGGAGGUCGCGAAACCCAAGGAUGAGGAGAGGGAAAAGACAGAGGGAGACCAGGUGUUCACUCAGAAGUGUGCGGAGCUGCAAGGCUUCGUCAGACCCCUGCUGGAGUUGCUGCACGGACUGAAGAGGGGACGCUUUGACCGUGGUCUGAGUAGUUUCCAGCAGAGCGUUGCUAUGGACAGAAUCCAGAGGAUCGUAGGGGUUCUACGGAGACCAAAUGGCGGGGAGAAGCACCUGAACACCCUGCUGCAGGUGGAGAUGAUGUUGAAGUUGUGGUUUCCACAUGUGUCCCCCCAAGCCCCCUUGCCCCCCUCUGUCUCGGCCCCCCCCGAGCGUUCCCCCACACCAGGGGCCUCCAGCUGCACCCCCCCACACAAGCACAGGGAUCAGCGGCACAUUCCAGUCAAGAAACGCAGACUCAGCUGGCCGGAGUCCGACCCCGCCGCCCCUGCCCCCUCCCUCCGUAAACAACCCCGCCCUAGUGGAGGAGAGGAGGGAGGAGGGCAGGGGGAGGAGGAAGUGGAGAGCCCCCCUCUCCCCUUGGCUGGCGGGGGGCUCCACACCGCGCACGACCUCUCCAAUGCCAGCCGACAGGGGGACAACAGGAAGGAGAAGGAGGACGAGAGCCGAGACAGAGAGGGAGAAACGUCCUGCUCCAAAGCCAGCGGCUGGUCUGAGCCCAGCCUGACAUGGGUCCAUGUGACGCCCAUCUUCUCAGCCACUAAACCCUGCUCCUCUCACAGGGGCAAACCCAGAGACCAGAAGGGGAUACAGCCGGUCCCUGCCCUCCCCCCUUCCACCAGCAGGGGCAGUCCAGCAACACAAGACUGCUCCAUCUCGUCCACCACACCUUACAACGAUUCCCAAAACCAGCAGCAGCCAAUGGGGUGCCACAUCCAGCCUGUUGCCAGGCAGCGGGUAGAGAGCAUGACCUCAGAGAGCUGUGAGGGACGCAGCCAGCCGUCUUUCACAGUCAAGCCUUCAGGCCGGCCCGCCCCCAAGACCAGGGUCUGCUCCGCCCCCUCCAAGACCUAACGCACUGAGCAUGCCCAGAAGGAGCAGGCUGGCGUGACUAUGCCCACACCAAAGCUGCAGUGAGGAGAAGAGAGGAGGAGGAGGAAGGAGGGGUUACAGGUGGACUGUGAAGUUGUUCAUAGUUCCUAAAAGGAUGGACAGGAUGUUUUGUAUGAAAACAUUUGGUGAAACUGAGUUAGGAUUAUGAGUCCAUGUUAAUCCAAUCUGUGUUGAUAAUCACAAUUUAUUAAGAAUAUAAAUAUUCUGAGCGUAAUGAAUCACCUUGCAGGAGAAAAGGACGUGUUAGAAGUUCCUCAGUGCUUACAGAGUCGGUUUGUUGAACUGGCUUCAAUACAUGGAAAAUAAAACAUCCACAAUGCUCCCUAAAACAAAGAGGGUCAUUGAUGUUUGGGGCACGGUUGCUAGGGAAGUGGGGGGGGUUUCAGACAGAAUAAGAAUCUCCUCCUGGUAUCAAUGGAAUCAAUGUUUCCCCCUCCUUAGUUGUGGUCCCUCCACCAAAGCUGACUGCGUCCCAGGCAGGGUCAGGGGCUGUGUGGUGAUCAGAGCUGACAGUGCAGGGGACAUCUCCACAUGAGCUCAUGACUGAGACGCCCUCCGGCCUGGGACAGCUGGGAUCUGUUCCCAAGGAGAGACGCUCCGGCAUCGUCAUGCCAACACAUCAGUGUGACAUCACCCCCAGUGACAGGAAGCAGAUGCGGUGGCAGUGACGACGACGAGACGAGUCAUGAAUGAAACGUCUUCAAGUGACUUGAAGAAGUCUUGUACAGAACACAGUGUGUGUGUGUGUGUGUCCUUUGACACCACACACACACACACACACACACACACAGGAUCAAUGAUGUCAUCAACUCAGAAUGUAAACCGAGACCUGCUUUGGGACCUGGCUGACAGAUCUGUGACAAAAGAACAAGGGAUGUGACAUCACAAAGAACACUGGCGACAGGAAGUCACAAAU
Messenger RNA from Hypomesus transpacificus, 2429 nucleotides. Its product is annotated as circadian-associated transcriptional repressor-like. Bases 188 to 1474 code for a protein of 428 amino acids. The record is from RefSeq and is a predicted model, not a curated record. Gene Ontology annotation, molecular function: RNA polymerase II cis-regulatory region sequence-specific DNA binding. Gene Ontology annotation, biological process: negative regulation of DNA-templated transcription; circadian regulation of gene expression. Lineage: Eukaryota; Metazoa; Chordata; Actinopteri; Osmeriformes; Osmeridae. The transcript is spliced from 6 exons. Gene Ontology annotation, cellular component: nucleus.